AUGUCGGCUCAUUUAAUCGCCCGCAUCGAUGUCUUUCAAGUCGACCUCCCUUAUUCAGGAGGAGUCUAUGUGCUAUCUGGCGGACGAGAAUACCGCAGCUUUGACGCCACUAUUGUCCGCGUGACCACACAGAACGGUAUUGAGGGUUGCGGUGAGAGCACUCCAUUUGGGUCCACAUACGUUGCUGCUCAUGCACUGGGUGUCCGAGCUGGGGUUGCUGAAAUCGCACCUAAGCUGAUCGGGCUUGACCCGCGGAUGGUCGAUCGCAUCAACGAGGCAAUGGACCAUGCCCUGGUUGGCCAUGAGCACGUCAAGUCCGCUAUAGAUGUUGCCUGCUGGGAUAUAUUUGGCAAGUCGGUCGGAAUGCCAGUGUGCGAUCUUCUAGGCGGUCGAACUGCUGUGAAGCUCCCUAUUAUCUCGUCUAUAUACGCAGCUAGAAUCGCGGCAUCGCUAGCCGAUAAGCAACCCGGCGAGUUCUUCAUUGUUGAUGCCAACGGCGGACUCACAGUUGAGGUUGCCCUACGCAUGCUGAUAUUACUCCCCGACCGACUGGACUUUGUACUACAAGCCCCCUGUGCCACAUGGCGCGAGUGUCUCUCCCUUCGCCGCAGAACCAAUGUUCCAAUCCACUUUGACGAGCUCGCGACAAGUGAUGCAUCGAUCGUUCAGAUUGUUGCUGCUGACGCCGUGGAGGGGAUCAGUCUGAAGAUUUCAAAGAACGGUGGGCUAACCAAAUGCCGCCGUCAGCGAGAUAUAUGUCUUGCAGCUGGAUAUACGUUCAGUGUCCAAGACACAGUCGGCUCAGACAUUACUUUCGCCGCCCUUGUUCACCUCGGCCAAACCGUUCCAGAGAGAAAUUUGCGAUGCAUUCUUGAAACCCGUGAUAUGGUUGCAUGCAAGACAGCGGAUGGCCCAUUCGAAGUUAUCGAUGGCCAUGUCACUGCACCGAGUUUGCCUGGUUUGGGGAUUUCGCCCCGCCUUGAUGUAUUGGGGCAACCUGUAGCAAGUUAUUACUGA
Molecule: messenger RNA, 1017 nt
Organism: Penicillium egyptiacum
Lineage: Eukaryota; Fungi; Ascomycota; Eurotiomycetes; Eurotiales; Aspergillaceae
Source: the annotation of a GenBank genome assembly